Messenger RNA from Aplysia californica (California sea hare), 983 nucleotides. Its product is annotated as splicing factor U2AF 50 kDa subunit. Gene Ontology annotation, cellular component: nucleus; U2-type prespliceosome; U2AF complex. Gene Ontology annotation, biological process: mRNA processing. The record is from RefSeq and is a predicted model, not a curated record. NCBI's taxonomy places the organism in Eukaryota, Metazoa, Mollusca, Gastropoda, Aplysiida, Aplysiidae. Gene Ontology annotation, molecular function: poly-pyrimidine tract binding; pre-mRNA 3'-splice site binding.
GGCGACAAUCUGGCAAUCAUACGCCAUUUUCUUUUUCAUUGAUAGAGUUCUUUCUAUGUGAUGCACAGAAAGCGUGGUUUGAUUAUCAUCAAUUUGAAACCAUGAGCGACGAACAAGCAGAAAUUAAGCUGGAGGAAUCCUCACACCCUGCAUCUGACAAAAAAAGGGAUAAAGAUCGCAAGAGAUCAAGGUCCCCUCGAAGAAGAUCCAGGAGCAGAGACCGUAAGAGGUCGCGGUCUAAAGAGAGAUCAAGGCCAAAGAGAUCAAGAAGUCGAUCUCCAAGAAAACCACGUAAAAAAAGACCACACAAAUAUUGGGACAUACCUCCUCCUGGAUAUGAACACAUUACUCCAGCACAGUACAAGGCCAUGCAAGCGGCUGGCCAGAUCCCCACGGAACCUGUAGCUCCUAUGCCUGCCGCAGUGGUGGCCUCAACAGACAUUACGCAGGUUCCUGGCAUGAGCUCACUCAGUCGACAAGCUCGCCGUCUUUAUGUGGGAAAUAUUCCCUUUGGCAUGACUGACGAAGCUAUGAUGGAUUUCUUCAACCACCAGAUGAGAAUAACUGGUCUGGCACAGGCAGAGGGCAAUCCUGUUAUUGCCGUUCAAAUCAACUUAGACAAAAAUUUUGCAUUUUUAGAAUUUCGGUCAGUGGAUGAAACUACACAGGCUCUUGCAUUUGAUGGCAUCAGCUUUCAGGGUCAACCAUUGAAGAUCAGAAGACCAAGUGAUUACAAGCCUUUGCCUGGAAUGGCAGAAAAUCCGACUCUUGCAGUGCCAGGUGUGGUAUCAACAGUUGUUCAAGAUUCUGCACACAAAAUAUUUAUAGGAGGACUUCCAAGUUAUCUAAACGAGGAUCAGGUCAAAGAACUGCUCGUCUCCUUUGGGCCGUUGAGUGCAUUUAACUUAGUCAAAGACAGCGCCACUGGUCUUACUAAGGGAUUUGCUUUUUGUGAAUAUGCAGAUGUUUCAGUGACUGAUCAG